Pipistrellus nathusii (Nathusius's pipistrelle) is the source of this 1419-nucleotide messenger RNA. The record is from the annotation of a GenBank genome assembly. Lineage: Eukaryota; Metazoa; Chordata; Mammalia; Chiroptera; Vespertilionidae.
AUGAGUGAGGUCAGCAAGAGCUCUCUGGAGAAAAUCCUUCCACAGCUGAAAUGCCAUUUCACGUGGAAAUUACUUAAGGAAGACGGUGUCCCCCAUGAUCUAGAAGAUAGAGUAUGUAACCAGAUUGAAUUUUUAAGCACCGAGUUCAAAGCUACCAUGUACAACUUGCUGGCCUACAUAAAGCACCUAGAUGGCCAGCACAAGGAGGCGCUGGAAUGCUUGCGGCAGGCUGAAGAGUUAAUCCAGCAGCAGCACCCUGACCAAGCAGAAAUCCGGAGUCUGGUCACCUGGGGCAACUACGCCUGGGUCUACUAUCACAUGGACCGACUCUCGGAAGCUCAGGUGUACGUAGACAAGGUGAGACAAGUGUGUGAGAAGUUUUCGAAUCCUUACAGCAUUGAGUGUCCUGAGCUCGACUCUGAGGAAGGGUGGACCCUGCUGCAGUGUGGGGCAAAGCAGAAUGAAAGGGUGAAGGUGUAUUUUGAGAAGGCUCUGGAAGAGAAACCCAACAACCCAGAAUUCUCUACCGGGCUGGCCAUCGCGAUGUACCGUCUGGACGAUAAGCCACCGAAGCAGUUCUGUGUCAGUGUUCUGAGGCAGGCCAUUGAGCUCAACCCCGACAAUCAGUACCUCAAAGUUCUCUUGGGCCUGAAAUUGCAAAAGAUAUAUAAAGAAGCGGAAGGGGAGCCGUUGAUAGAAGAGGCCCUGGAGAAAGCUCCUGGCCAAACAGAUAUCCUCCGCAUUGCAGCCAAAUUUUACCUAAGAAGAGGUGAUCUAGACAAAGCAAUUGAGCUGUUUCAAAAGGCGUUGAAAUCCUUGCCCAAUGAUCCCCACAUCUAUCGCCAGUUAGCAUUCUGCUAUCGGGCAAAAGAGAAACAAAUUCAGGGCGCAGAGGACUCCGAAGCCGGUGGGAAUAGAGAGAAGAUGGAAGAACUACGGAAAUCUGCUAUGGACUAUUCAAAGAAAGCUAUUGAGAAGGGACUGGAUCCUCUGUAUGUAUACUCUGAUAUCACUGAGCUGGACACAGAAGAAUGUUAUCAGACAGCUUUUACCAAGGUGGAGAGAAAACAACUGCCUCAUGGCUAUUCCAACUUUCAGGAGCAAAAUGGGCAAUCUGAAGACACUCCUGUCCCGAAACAUUUAAGCACAAAAUCUACUGCGAACGGAGCUGAAAGUCAGCUUCCACGGAAUUCCUGGUAUCUCCAAGGACUCACUCACAAGCUGAAUGGAGAGCUGCUGCAAGCAGCGGAAUGUUUUGAGAAGGAACUGGGCCACCUCCUGAGGAACAGCCCUUCUGGCAUAAGCAGCCAUUUCCUGCCAGCAGAGGAACUUGCAGAAGGCGGAGAAGAAGUGGGCCAGGGUGCAGACAGCUCCACUCCCAGCAAGCUCUCUGAUCCCUUAGCUGACACAGAGGAGUGA